GACGUCUGUCUCUCUGCAGCCUCGGGAUGGGUCUGGCCAUUUUCGUCCUCAAUCUGGAUGGACUAAGGAAUCCCUCAGACUGGUCGUUUAAACUCCAUGGAGUGGCUGUGGCGAUACAUUUGACUGGCUUGAACAAUUUGUUCUUCCUCUUUUUCUGCGACUUGUGAUUAAAAGGGCACUUCUGCAGUAUAUCUAUAUAUGGUAUAUACCCAUCUAUCUGUCUGUCUAUAACGGAAGGCUGUAUGCCCUGGGUAUUCCUCUUCCUGACGCUAUCGAUUCCGACAUCAAGAAUACCGUUGCUAUCCAGCCUCUCUUAAGUCUUACACUCAUUUAAACUUCUCCCACUUCUUGUCGUCCGCCCCCCUUCCGUCCGGCUCUACAUGGCAUGUCAUUUCCACCAUAAAUAACCCCUCUCCAAUGGAUGGGGGCCCCGAUCCAAGAGCUCCUCGUCGCAAGAGGGUCUCCAGAGCCUGUGACAGGUGUCGCAGCAAAAAGGACAAAUGCGACGGCCUUCGCCCCGCUUGUUCCGCUUGUCAGGCCUCAGGCCAGACAUGUUCGUAUGACCCCCAUGCAAAAAAGCGUGGACUACCUGAAGGCUAUGUCCGAGGCCUUGAAAAGCUCUGGGCUCUUUCGAUAUGCAAUAUUGAAGGCUUUGAAGAUACAAUGCUCGCCCUUCUGGGCACCACAACCGAAUCAACAAGCCGGAAGGAUAGACUUGCCCGUCUCUGGGCCGAUGAUGGCGCAUCUGAGACACUACAUGAAUCCUGGAAAACGAGUCGCCUCUAUGGUGCCCUUGAAAAGAUGUUGUCAAAUUCCGAUACACCUUCGCUGCAAGGUUCCGAGAAGCGCCACCAAGAUGAUCAAGACGCUCCUGGAAACGGAUGGGGAUUUCGCAUAGAUCGUGGCCCAACCCCUCUAUCGCAUGAUAUCCCUCGUGCUGUAGAGCCUUCCUCUCCCCCUCGCGCAAAGAAAGCUCGAUUGACUCUUCCGACGUAUAGUCAAUCCCCCUCACCUCUGGCCACUCACAGUUCCCCUCGUCUACAAUUACCGCCCCAGACCUCGCAGUUGUUGGACGUUUAUUUUGCUGUCACCCACUCCUGGUUUCCAAUCAUUGCCAAACACAACAUCCUCCGAGCAUCUUAUCUCUACGCAACAGCACCGGUAUCCGUUGUGCAGACGGAUCCAGGGUCUGCUGAUCAUGCUGUGUUGUGGGCCCUCAUCAGUUAUACAACUUCACAAUCUUGGACAAACUCGCAGACUGAAUCGUCCCAGUUAGUCGCUCGGACGAAGGAGUAUUAUACGAUUGCCCGGAACCUAAUUCCUUCAGAAACAGGGCAUUACGAGCUAGGUCAUGUGCAGGCACUCCUCCUGCUGGUGUUGGUGAACAUUGGUCUCGAGAAUUGGACUGCUGCGUGGCUGCUGACCGGUCAAGCAGUCCGCAUGGCUAUCUCCAUAGGCCUCGGUACAUCUGCGGACGUUCGACGAUCCGAUGAAUUGAAGCAAGGCAAAGCGGCUUUUCUUGGGUGUUUUGUCGUUGACUCAUUGAUAUCGUUCCGUAUGUCCCGAAGACCCUACAUGCAUCCUCGGGACCUCGCCGCAGUCGGCUUGCUAGAAGAAGACGGAUUAGAAGAAUGGAACUCAUGGGCCGAUGUUCUGCCACCCACUGGGGCGGGACAGGCGAAGAAUCCCCCUCGACGUGGUCCCCUCCUUACCCUAAGCUGCUUCAAUCGACUAGUGGAGCUGGCUAGUGUGGUGAACAAGAUUGCUCAAGAUCCUGGAGUCCGACCCAACGCCCACGUAUUUGCCCAACAGCUCGUGCUGGAGCUCAAACAAUGGGAGGAUCGCCUGCCGCUGGGAUGCCGUCUUAUCGGCCCUGAGAGUAUCUAUCCAGAGCGGCAUUCAGCUUUGCUCCCGCACCAGACAUACUUGGGCUUAACCUAUGUAUCUACAUUGUUAUGGCUCUACCUGCACAUCGCUCCCCAUGAACUUGGGUUGCACCGCUCCCAACGUCCUGCGACUGAGGGCGCUAAGAAGCUUCUAUAUAGGGCUCUUCCGAUGAUAUCAGAACAUCUCGAAAACUUCCGUAUUUGUGGCCUCCCGCCUAUAUUUGAAUUUUCCUUGCACACGAUUGCCAAACAAGCAUUUUUAUUCCGAAAUAAUCUUGAAUCUGGGGCAUUCCCUUUCGAACGAUGGGCAGAAGCUCUUCGUCAGCGGACGGUGGAGCUCUCCCCCUCUUGGCCCGUUUAUCCUUCGUUGGCCACUAGCAUUGAACAAUGGUGUGCUUCCAAGGAUCUUUCGGCGUACGCAUCAGCUUCCUUUCGAAGAUCAAGAGACAAUCUGCCUGCCCCCAGUAAACCUACUACUUCAUAUACCUCCGAUAUCACGACAGGGUACCGAAGUACAUCUGGUGAGACAGCAAUGCAACGCGUCAGUAUGAACAACUCUCAAAUACUGGAUCACGAGUAUACGUCUUCCACUAUUGGCAUUAGCAUCCCAGUGGAUGGGCAGUACAUGACGCCAAAAGACAUGACAAUGGACAAUGCGACGGAUGUGUCGUUUCAAUCACAGCACCAGCAGAUGGGUGAAAUGACAGCGCUUCCGGACAAGUCCGAUUCUUUGGGUAACCUCGAUGCGCUGCUCCAACCUGCACAUCCCCAUCCCCCAACUCCCGACUCAUCGAUCUCGAACAAUAUGAUGUCCGGGAUGAAUACAACCAAUGAUCAUUCUAUGCCGUACGCAGAAACAAUUAACCUCAACGCUGGGGACCCGAGUAUCCCAGAGCGCCAAAUCUCUAGUAGCGAUCUAGACUCUAUUUUUAAAGAUCUCGCCUAUCUCGAUACCACUGAGUGGGCCACUAGUCGCGAGGCGGGUUUAAAAGAUUUCGGCUUUAUCGAUGACUCUACCUUUCAGGCCUUUUGCCAUGAUCCGGAUCGUCUUGCAUACUCUCAACCUCUGGUUCACCCACCUUCAAUCGCGGAUAUUUGGCCUCCACCGGGUUUUUUCCCAGAAACCUUCCAGGAUUGCUCGGAAGACGCAAUGGAAAGUUGAGGCCUAGAGCGCUUUGUAUCUUGGUGGGUGGGUGGUUAAACCUACUCGAACUAUCAUAUCCUAUGAUCUACUAGAUCCGCCCUUCGAUGGCCAAGCCGUCCUUGGGGUUGCUCAUCAUCUUCCAUUGCGAUGAUCGCCAAUCGCAACAUCCGGUCUUACUAUAGUUUAAUGAUACCCAUUGAUGAGUAUCUCAUCUUUCCUUACUUACUUUUAUCGUAACUACGGCCACG
Aspergillus alliaceus is the source of this 3278-nucleotide messenger RNA. Its product is annotated as putative C6 transcription factor. The coding region runs from base 418 to 3048 and encodes 876 amino acids. Lineage: Eukaryota; Fungi; Ascomycota; Eurotiomycetes; Eurotiales; Aspergillaceae. Gene Ontology annotation, biological process: DNA-templated transcription; positive regulation of transcription by RNA polymerase II. Gene Ontology annotation, molecular function: DNA-binding transcription factor activity, RNA polymerase II-specific; zinc ion binding; DNA binding. The record is from RefSeq and is a predicted model, not a curated record. The transcript has 2 exons.